AUGUUCAAGCAAGUCCCACGAAAGUAUGCUACCCAAUAUCAGAUGGACUCAAAAAAGUUCUCGUUGAAUAUUCCGGCUGCUCCACAUAAGUACAAUGACUACCUACAUCCGAAGUAUUCAUUGCCACCUGUGAAAAUUGACAUAGAAGACGUUCAGUGGGAAUUCCAACAACUUCUUCGAACUCCGGGUCGAGCAGUACGCACUAGCGUUGGGACAACGACCACCACAAAAGUGUCAGUUCAACGAGAACAAACGGCAUGCUCAUGUCCCAGCCUUUAG
Strongylus vulgaris is the source of this 279-nucleotide messenger RNA. Lineage: Eukaryota; Metazoa; Nematoda; Chromadorea; Rhabditida; Strongylidae. The record is from the annotation of a GenBank genome assembly.